Molecule: messenger RNA, 3902 nt
Organism: Drosophila hydei
Lineage: Eukaryota; Metazoa; Arthropoda; Insecta; Diptera; Drosophilidae
Product: NCK-interacting protein with SH3 domain
Exons: 9
Coding region: 1017-3590 (857 amino acids)
Biological process (GO): endocytosis
Molecular function (GO): Arp2/3 complex binding; protein binding
Source: RefSeq, a predicted model, not a curated record
CUGCCCAUAUACAUAUUUUAUUUAUUUUUGGCUGACAACGUGCGUUUAAAUGUUACGUUGAUCAGAUCUAUGUGUCAAAGCAUUUAUCGUUGUCAGUGUGUUGCGUAUUGUUGCUUUGCAUUUCCACAUGUUUAUUCGCAUUUUAAUUAAAUAAGGAAAUCUGCUGGAAACAACGCAAAGCGGUUUUAUUGUGAACUACGUCAUGGAAUUUAUGAAGAGUUAAGUCUGUAUUGCUCUUGUGCAAAGGAUCUGCGUCUUUGCAACAAUUUAAUCUCGUUUUGAAUCACAUUCCGUAUUCCGAGCAAAACAAACACGAAAAAAUACCGUUACAUUGUAAGUCGUUGCGGGAGGGUGUGUGCGUGCUUUAGGGUGGAGUACAUGUGUAUACAUACAGACAUACAUGUGCAUGUAUUGCAAAGCUCUAUUGAAUUCCUUUACUCAGCAGCCGUUUCGACGCCUCACGUUCAUGUAUGUGUGCGUGUUGGAGAGCCUAGUCAAUAAGUUGAACAGAUGUGGAAAUAUGACAUGCAUCUGCAUGCCACUAAAUUAAAAUCGGGAUAAACUAACAUAAAAUCGAAAAAAAAAUUUGUUGCAACAAAUACAGUGCUCGUUCGUAAGGCAACAGGCGAAUUGUUGAGGUGGACGUGAUACAUGGCUGCUACACGGGCCAGUCCUACUUUUCCGCCUCUUUGAUAGAAUCUGACAACAACAAGUGAUAAAUAAACGCAGUCCAACUUUUAACUGUAACUGUAUGUUUACACACGCAUUACUGAAAAGCGGAACACGCCCAGGGCGAUAGCCAUAAAGUGUUGCAUACGAAAAAGACUCCUCUGUAGGAAAAGCAACAACAAUAGCAGCAGUGUUGCCAAGUGUCGCAAAGUGUAACAAUAAGUCGUAACGUCCUUGGUAACGGCAAACGUCAAAACUGGAACAGGCAUAAAAAGAACAAUAGGAAGAGACGGCAAAGACGCGCACAGCGCAUACAGCGUGAAAAAAAACAAGGUGUGCUAAAAAAUAUGGCAGCAGCACCACCAACAUCGCCCGCAACAGCAGCAGCCGUAACAACAGCAACAACAGCUGCAGCAGAGACAGGACCAACAGCACCUGACAGCAGCGGCCUCGGCGGCGGCGGCAUCGACAUUGGCAACGGCAUCGAGAUGCUGAAGGCUCUGUACGAUUUUCAAGCGGUUUAUCCGAAAACGAUUAGCUUUGAUGAGGGCGAAUAUUUUAUACUCUACCAGACGUCCGCACGACAGCGGAACUGGUGGCAGGUGGUUAGCAUGAAGGGCAACAUUGGCUUUGUGCCAUCUAAUUACGUAAUGAAGAUUAAGGUGGAACAUGAUUUUCUCAUCAGCUUUCUCAACUCAUCGAUUGAGUCGCUGGAAAAGUGCUCUGAGCCAGAGAUUAAUGGCAUCAUGUCCAAGGAUGAGCUGCUCGACAGACUGCGCGAGAAGAAGCACACCAUGGAGCGGCUUUAUGCGGAGAGCUCGGAGCGUGAUGGUGACUCAUCGUUGUCCUAUUCGCACAGCUACAGCGACAAGCAGCAGCUGAGCGGCAGCCACAGCCAUAGCCACAGCCAUUCCCACCGGCACUCGCACACGCAUCCGCAUCAACAGAAAUCGCAACAGAAUAGUCCGCCUGCUACACAACGCCUGGACAUGAGCAAGAAGAGUAUGUCCAGUCCGGCUGUGGGUGUUACUGUGCAGCAAUCGAUGCCGGAGUCGCCUAGCAUGGGCAGCAUGCAGUUGCAGAGCAGCAGCUGCACCAUACAGACGCCACAGCAGCAACAGCAGCAGCCUCUGCCAGCGCCUCCACUGGUGGCCAGCACGUCUGCAGCUGCGGUUGCUGCAGCAGCAGCCGCCACACAAGCCCAAAAGGUCUGUAGCUCCGUCUCGGAUGUGGCGCAGGACAAUAGCAUCACCUCAGAGCCGUCGGAGACGACAACAACCACGACUACCAGCGAGGAUGUGGUCACUACAUACAAGGAGACCAGCCAACUGAGCACUAGCAACGGUGCCACAUCAACGGCAGCUGCAGCCACCGCUGCCGCCACCGCUGCCGCCAAUGCCGCAGCAGCCACUGCAACAACAGCUGCAGCAGCAGCCGCAACAGCGUCAGGAGAGGAAGCAAUUAAUAAGCACAAGCCGCACAAUGGCAACAGCUCCACAGCUAUUCACGACGAGCAGCUCAGCCAGGGCGCGGACAGCGCGCCCGACAAGUCAGAGGCGAGCGAUGACGGCUGCAAUGGUUGUGGUGACAAUAGCCAAGCGCUGGACAGCAUUGAGAGUCCCUCGCUCUCGCAUCGUUUGGGUGCCAGCCUUACUGCCGGCGCCAAUGGCACCCUGGACAAUGGGCGUGGCCAGCUGAAAGUUGAGUCAUCCGAUGUGUAUCAGAUUGUGGAUGCAUUGCGUCGCAAUACAAAUCUCAGCUUUGAUUUGUCUUGCGAGGCAUUGCGCGUCGUGCUAACUAGCUUGGAGCAGCUAUACAAUGGCGCCAUCAAUCCGUAUCUGGAGGCAGUUGCUGUGCACGUCACCGGCAAGGUGGCCACGCCCAAAGAGUUGCUGGGCAUCACGCACGACUCCAAGCGACUACAAUAUCUGUUCGCCCAGUUGGCCGACUGCAAGAACGAUACGGAGCAACGCACUUGGAUGCUCUACGAGGACGAGGAGGAUAUUAUACAGUUUCUCGAGGAGCUCGUGGAGAUACUGAAUAACGCUGAUGAGAACAUCAGCUGUUAUGAGAUGUCGUGUGAUCAAUAUCAGAUGUUCAUCAAUCUGGUACAAUACUAUCAGAUGGAGACACGUUGGUCCAUCAAAAAACUGUUGCUUAAGACUUUCACUGCUGCCUGUCACUUGGAUCACAUCAUUGUUGAUAUACUGCUAACCUCAUUGCUGCCCCUGGAGAUCGUGGAAGAUAUGAAGACGCACUUUUCCAAUUUGGAUCGCUUCAAACAGCUGGUCAAAAUGCUAACCAUUAUCUUCUCGCUGGGCGAGCCCAUGCCCGUCAAUCAUCAGAAUUAUUUGGGCGUGCACUUCGCCAGUUUUCUGCUGGAAAUUGUGGAAGGAAACAAUCCCGAACUGCUCGUGGAUAUGGUUAUCGCCCUGAUAUUGGCCUUCAAUCAACAAUUUAGCGAGCAUACGGUGAAUGUGAUCAUAGAGGCCAUGCAGAAUCUUCCCACAGUCAAAGUGUUCACCGAGAAGCUAUUGCUGCUGCUUAAUCGAGAGGAUGAUCCGACGCGCCUGCUGAAGCAUCACAAUGAACAUAUGAAUACGGUGCUGCGCAUGUUCAUUGACAUAUUCAGCCAUACGUAUUCGGCCAGCAUGUUCUAUACGAACGAUAUCAAAGUGCUAAUCGACAUUGUGGUGCGUCAGCUGUCCGAUUUGGAUGCGGGCAGUGCGACACGCCCAUGCUAUUUGAAGCUGUGCCGUCGCAUCUUGCGCAACACAAACUACCAGGACCAUCAGCAUCGUAAGCAUGAUCUAAUGAAGAUAUUUACGCGCAUCUUUUGCGAGGAGACCGAAUGCAGCGCAUACGAUCAGCAGCUGGUGCGCGAGAUAGCCAACGAAUUUCCCCAAUUAUUUAAGGCAUAGAUUCAAAAAAAAAAAAAAAACAAAACAAAACAAGGAAACCAAAAACAAGAACAAGAAAGAAAACACACUCCCAACAAAAACUUAAAUUAUGUAAAGCGUUGCUAGUGAGGCUACUAAAGUGGCCAAGAACAUUUUAAAUAUUAAAUUGUAUAGUUUAGAAAACUGAUCAAGUCGUGUUUAGCAUUCUAAAACUUUAGCAACUGAAACAUACUUAUUUGUAAUAUCCAUUUUAUAAACUUAAUUUCGAAAGCUAAGUUUCGGUCUGAAGGCAUUUUGCAGCUCAUCUUAAGAGGCGGCCAACUAGUUGCAUAA